CAGUAAAUUAACUCAAGGAGAAAGCGCUCGGGUACCGCCAGAGGGAGAGUCACUCAACCUCCCGCACUGAGAGGGGAGGGAAUGACAGAGAGAGAGAGAGAAAAUCAACAAGAUUCGUACAAGUGAAAUGUGAAACGACUUCAGAGCAAAGCCGGAACGUCCUGAUUCUGCGUUAAGAUCUUCCCCUUUCAGCAUCCCCCCCUCGCCUGUGUUCUGUGAUUGUGUCGCGGACGGUGAACGUGUAUUUAUUGAAGGUGCCUAGGCGCAGCGAUGUUGGAGCAAAGUGGGAAUCGAGUGACACCCCAGGGCUUGCUUUAUAAGGACCUGUCGCAUUUUGUCAACGCGGAUGGGAAUUACAUUUUCUGUAGAUCCUGGGAACCUCCCGGACCGCCCAGGGCGUUAGUGAUGAUCAUUCACGGUGCGGGAGAACACAGUGGACGCUAUGCGGAAGUUGUUUCAAUGCUGACAAAGCAAUCCCUAUUUGUAUUUUCACAUGAUCACAUUGGCCAUGGGCAGAGUGAAGGCAAGCGGAUGGUUGGGUCUGAUUUCAGAAUCUACGUCCGGGACUGCCUGCAGCACCUUGACAUGAUGAAGGACCGUCACCCAGGCUUACAGAUUUUUCUAUUUGCACAUUCCAUGGGCGGAUUGGUGGCAAUCUACAUUUUGCAUGAGAGACCAGAGGACAUUGCUGGCGUGAUCUUUGUGGCACCGUUGGUGAUAUUGAAUCCCGAAGCUGCAACGCCAAUGAAGGUGUUUUUAGCCAGAAUGUUGGACUACUUCCUGCCAAACGUGCCUUUGGGAUAUAUGGAUCCACACUCUCUGUCAAGAAACGCAAAGGAGGUGCAAGACUACAUUGACGACCCUCUCAACCACCACGGGCCAGUGAGGGUGCGAUUUGCUGCCAUGCUCCUUAACGCAGUGACCAGUGUCGAGAAGGUGCUGCCCACUAUAACCAGCCGGAUGCUGCUUUUACACGGUGAUGCAGACAAGCUGUGUGACGUCAGCGGCUCCUAUCUCUUCUACAAAACCGCAGCCAGCUCAGACAAGACUCUGAAGGUGUUUGAGGGAUCUUUCCAUCAACUUCACAAGGAGCUGACAGAGGUCACUGAGGAAAUGUUUGAACUGAUUGAAAAGUGGCUCAAUGACAGACUGUCCCUGGUGGAAACAUGAGUGAAAUACGAAAAUGAGAGAGUUUACUAAGUGUUAAUUUAUACAGGGACUGAAUG
Molecule: messenger RNA, 1226 nt
Organism: Hemiscyllium ocellatum (epaulette shark)
Lineage: Eukaryota; Metazoa; Chordata; Chondrichthyes; Orectolobiformes; Hemiscylliidae
Product: monoglyceride lipase-like
Exons: 8
Coding region: 271-1170 (299 amino acids)
Cellular component (GO): membrane
Molecular function (GO): lipase activity
Source: RefSeq, a predicted model, not a curated record